This is a messenger RNA of Nicotiana tabacum (common tobacco), 780 nucleotides long. The record is from RefSeq and is a predicted model, not a curated record. NCBI's taxonomy places the organism in Eukaryota, Viridiplantae, Streptophyta, Magnoliopsida, Solanales, Solanaceae.
AUGGUGACGGAACAAAUCUACCACUACUCCUUAGAUGCCCCUUCACUUCAACAUGAUUCUGUUGUCUCUCUUCUUAAGCCUCCAACAAUUUCAGAAUCUUCAUGGGGUGGUAAAGUAUAUGUGAAUUCUUGCAGUGGGUUAUUUGUUCUAGCUCUCUCUCCUUACAAUAUUGUCCUGUGGAACCCGACCAUCAGAGAAUCAAGAAAAAUCCCAAGUCCAAUCUCCAUUCAUGGUGAGGAGCAGUCCCAUACUUUUUAUGGUUUAGGGUACGAUUCUCCAUCUUCCAAAGACGAUUACAAAAUAGUUAGACUAGGAUUAAUAUAUCAUCCAGAUGGACAUGAUGUUCAAAUAUUUUCGACCAAGAGUGACUCGUGGAAAUUGAUUGGUCAUCGGGACCUAUUAAUGGAAAAACCAAAUUUGUUCACUGUUGAAGGAUGCCUUUGUUUGACAAAGUUUUCGUCCCUUAUUAAUGAGUUGGCCGAUUUCGAGGUUUGGCGUAUGAAAAAGAAUGGAACCAUGAGCUAUUCAUGGAGUAAAGUAUUAGCAAUUACAGUGCCAGUGCCAGAUGAUAACUGGCUUUGUACAAGAAUCCAUGUCCUUCCUGUGAGCUUUAUGAAGGAUGGAGGCAUCUUAUUUCGGAGGAGUAAAGCUGAAUUACUAUUUUACGAUCCAAAAACACAAAAGUUUGAAGAAGUUAAAAUUGUUGGACUUGAAGCAUUACUUUACUUGUAUGGUGCAGUAACAUAUGUGGAGACUUUAAUCUCUCCUAAUGCUCUCUAG